GGUUGUCAGUUAGUUAGAAAGCACUAUGCAAAUAGAUGAAGGUACACACAAGAGUUAUCACGUGUGUGUGUAUGUGUGUGUGUGUGUGUGUGUGUUAAUUUAAAAAAGAGUGGGUGGAUUAGCUUGUUACGUUGAUUAAAGUAAAACCCUUAAAACAAUCUGAUGAAACUGUCUUGAUCAAAUGUCCAGCACAGUUAACCCUCUGCAGUCUAACCUGCUGCUGGAAUCAGAAAUAUUUUUUAAAUAUCUGUAAUCCUUGAAGCAUUGUGUUAUGCUGUGCUUUUGGAGAACUGCAAAGGGAACACUAAUGUUGAUACCUUUAAGACUAAGGUUUGAUUCAGGCUUCUGUGAGAAAUCUUUGUCAGAUAGAGGAGGUGGCUGAUAUCCAGAAAUCCUACCAGUGGCUGGACAAAGCUGGACUGAAAGACAGCACAGAGGCACUAAUCAUGGCAGCACAAGAACAGGCUCUGAGUACAAGAUCCAUAGAGGCUGGGGUCUAUCACACCAGGCAAGACCCCAGGCUGUGUAAAGAUGCCCCAGAGACAAUCCAGCACAUAACAGCAGGGUGCAAGAUGCUAGCAGGCAAGGCAUACAUGGAGCGCCAUAACCAAGUGGCCGGCAUAGUGUACAGGAACAUCUGUGCCGAGUAUAACCUGGAAGUCCCGAGGUCAAAAUGGGAGAUGCCCCCAAGGGUGGUGGAGAAUGACCGAGCUAAGAUCCUGUGGGACUUCCAGAUACAGACGGACAAAAUGGUGGUGGCUAACCAACCGGACAUAGUGGUGGUAGACAAACAGAAGAAGACGGCCGUAGUGAUCGAUGUAGCGGUUCCGAAUGACAGCAACAUCAGGAAGAAGGAACACGAGAAGCUGGAGAAAUACCAAGGGCUCAGAGAAGAGCUCGAGAGGAUGUGGAGGGUGAAGCUACAGAUGGAGCCAGAGCUGCAGUGACAGUCAGAACUCCAGAAAACCACAAAGCUAUGAACACACCGACUCCACAGCAGGACUUCACCUCAGACGUUUUCUCUGAAACACAUGAAAGUUCAUGCAGGACUGUAGCAGGACGCCACAUACAGCACACUGGAUACACACAAACAUUAAACACAGUCUAAACAAGGACACAAUAAGAUCUUACCACAGUAACGCACGUCGAUCUGAUCACGGGUCACGUGGCCCAUCUCCUCCUGUGUGGCUACACAGUGGAAGAGGCUGCUGUUUGUCCUGGUCACCGUGGUGAGGAGGGUGAUGUCAUAGCGCUCUCCUGUGUGUGACACCUGUGGGUCCUCAGCAGGAAGGAUGUUUCCAUCGCUGUCCCUCCACUCUACUUUAGGCUUUGGAGAAGCACCUCUGACCUCACACUUCAGCAGCGCCUCGUCCUCGCUGAUGUUCAGGAUCCCAACAAACGGCUUCGGAGCUGCACCUGUGAACACAGCAUGAAGCUGCAGUUACAGCACAAAUGUGAUGCUAUGCUCUCUGACAGGGGAUUUCUUUAAAUCACCCUGCCGUUCUUCAGCUGAGACGUCUGAGUCAGAAAACACAACACUGCAGUUUCUUUUACUCGCGAGGACGGUCACAGAGCGCUCGCACAGGAGACACUCAUGGACUCGCGCUUUGUCACCGUCUGCGUUCUUUAUUUAUACAAGAUUGUUCUGUGUGUGUGUGUGUGUGUGUACAAAGAUAACAACGUUAUUCUCAGAACUCAGAGUAGUACGCAGUACAUCUGCGUAUGCUGUGAAUGAUAAACUCAUCAUCUGUGAAAUUACAGCUUCUAAACAAGGAAUAACUCAAAUAGAGAAAACAAAAUAAAACCAGGGAAAACAGUCAACAGUCUCUAUAGCAUCUGAAGCCAUGUUUGAAGAAUGUACAUUAUCUGGUAUGUAGGUGCAGCAUGUGGUGUUGAACAAUCCUCCUUUCUCAGCCAGGAUCAUGUGCAGUGCUACACGAUGUUGCAUUACAGCAAUUCUGAGAGCGUCUAUUUCUUGAUUUUGUCCCUCGUUGACCUUGCAGCAUGCUUUGAGAAACAAGCCGAAUCCAUAGUCCAUUAUCUCACUUCUGAGAGCAUGUUUUCCAACUCCUGCCCACAGGAAGAGUGAGUUGAGUAUCUUUUAUCCAGUUGUCCAGAGUUUGAAUUCUUCAGGUACGUCGGUUCCCCAGAUUGAGUCAUGUGGUCUGACUGUUGAAGUUGAGCGUUUCUUCCUGGAUGAGGAUGAUGAUGAUGUUGUUUUUACAAAAGUCAUUCUGAAGGUGUGAUCGGAGAUCAGAAUUAGUGCACCUGUCCCAGGGUGUUUCCCAUAUAUGGUUGUGUUACUGUGCUCGGCAUGUGCGAGCAGACGUAACAGUCUUUCUCUGUGGUUUUGUUAAACACAUAUCUGUAUCAGGCAUUUUUCAUCCAAAGAUGGAUGUGAUCUUGUGUCAUGUCCAUUAGGUGUAAGUUGUUGUACGUCCAUCUUCUCUUUCUGCCUCGUGGCUCGGCUGCUGUUGGCAUCGGCUGGGGUCCUGUAAGGGUGAGCCUUGUAGUCAAGGUAACCACCAGGGUUCCCCUUCACACGUACACCUGGCUGCCUAAAGUUGAUCGGAUAGAGAGCGGAGUGCGGGCUUACCCCACGGGGGCCCAAGAAUCGCACUUACCACCCUCACCCCCGAAACAACCAGGCGUAGGCGCUUCCUCCUUGGUGUCGGGGCUUCCCGGGACCUCAACCUUUUUGCAGUGGCUCUGAUGUAUCCAAGAUGGUCUCUCUGCAAUUUUACAGGCUAUGGGUGUUGUCAAUAGCACUUGGUUUCAACCUGCAAGAGACUGGAGAAGAGUCUUACGGCAGUUUAUUGUUCAAAACAAUAUCCUUAUUUUCUAGUAGUUUUGCCAUCCAUUCUGCCAGAGUUGUUUCUCUGACGGAUUUUUCUAAAGGUUCACUUUUUGCAACUGAGAUUGCAUUUUUUCCCACUGGAUAAAUCUCUGGCCAUUUUGAGAAUAGUCUAUAAUCACUAGAGCGUAUUUUGAGCCUUGACUUUCACUUAGUUCAAUAAAGUCCAUGUGAAUGGUGUAAAAUUGAUGAGGUGGUGUGGGGAAAUGUACUCUCUUUGUCCUCAAAUGGCCUUGUGAAUUGUGUUUUUGACAGAUCAUGCAUGUCCUCACAAAUUCUUUUACUGAAAUUUCAAAAUUUAGAAUAUAAAAGUGUGUAUUAAGGACCUGGACUAUACCCCCCUGAGGACAUAUGGGUCACCCCAUGUGUCACUAAUGCUGCUGUUCUGCACAGGGACUUAGGAAGUAUUGGUUGUACUUCACAAGUCAUCAGAUCAUUUUCUAGUCGUGCUCCACACUUUAACCAUUUCUUCUGUUCUGUAGUUGGUGCGGCUAUUUGUUCAUCUUUAAGUACAUCAAGUGGUAUUUGCAUAGAGGAUGCAGACAUUAAUGUGUCUACAGAUUGUUGUGAGGCUAACUUUGCUGCUUGAUCUGCAAAGUUAUCACCUUUAGUUAUUUCUGAUUCAUCUUUCUGAUGUGCAGCACAUUUACAUAAUGCUAACUGUUUUGGCAAUGUAAUCACUCCUAAUAGUGUUUUCAGAAGAAGAUGUGCAUGCUGUACUGGAUGUCCAGUAGAUGUAAUCACUCCUCUGUUCUGCCAAAUUUUUCAAAGUGACGCUGCUGAAAAAACAUACUGACUGUCAGUGUAUAUAUUUAUAUCUUGGCCUGCGUGUGUGAGGAUGUCAACGGUUUCGCUUCCGCAACUCUGUCUGUUGUAGUUACUGCAUAGCCGAUGGCUACUUUUAGACGCUGAGUCGUCUACAAAACGUCAGUGGAACCAGCUUGUGGUGUACAGUAAAUUGCAGCUCACGGCUUUGUCUCCUCAUCUAGUUUUGUUACACAGCAGUGUAGAUGACCUUCUUCGGGUGAGGCCAAAGGUGUGCUCGGGUUCAACUGACAUCAUUUAUCAAUUCUAAUCUGUGAUUGCGACAAUAAGAUUCCAACAUUUUAGAGUUGUCUCGCAUGUGUGAGGUAAGACAAAGUGGCUUAGAUUAAAAUUGAAGUCACUAAGUAAACUAUAUUCAUCUGUAAUGCUAGUUUCAAGUUACUGAAUGCUUCUUCUGUUUUAUUUCUUUUUUGGUGCAAGACUACAUUUUGACUUAAGGCAUUUAGGUCAUUUCUAUUUUUUCAAAGAACUCACACAUCUCACAUAUUUCAAACUGCUAAGUUAGGAUUUGUUUUUGUUUGUUUUUUUGUUUUUUUCCCUUUGCCUUUUUUAAAAACUUCUUUAUGUGAACUGUGACACCCACAAGUGUAUGGUCACAAUAAUAAUUUUUUUUGUGAAUUGUUUUGAUGUGAAAGACCUGAUUUUAUGGUGGUAUUGCACUUGUCAUUUAGAGUUAUGGACAAUGUAAUUGCGUGGCAUUGCCACAAGGGGGAGAUAGCGCUGACUGCGAUAGGUCAUUGCAACGCUUCUGUGCCUCAGACGAGGAAGAGCCUGCAGACCUAACGCAACUGAUGUCUCCUGUCUCUGCUUUUCUGUUAAAAAUACAGGUUAGUACUUUAAGUUUGCUCACGGCAAUGUACAUAUAAAGGCAAGAAACCGUUUUCUGUCUUUGGUUAAAGACCGCAAAUGUUGUGAGAGAGUGUGUUUUCACCAACUGAGAGUAUGCUAACUAUAUCGCCAUUUGUAAUGGAAGCCGCCAUUUCACUCGUAGUCUAAAGAGGCAGCUGGUCUUAUUAUCUGUUUUAUUUUGUGGCAAAUGCAGCUCUUGGACACUUCUUUUAUCCUGACAUUAUUUGAAGUUAUAGUUUAUUAGAACCUACCCAGUUCUUAUGUGUCAAAUGUAAAUAGUCUGAUGUAUACUGUUUGUGGACGACUGUAAACUGUUUGUGAACAAUGCUAGAAUAUUUUUGUUUAUUGGUUACUAAUGUAAUAUAUUGUUUGAAUCUGUUAAAGUAUAAAGAAUAUAUAAUGGUAUAUAAGCGGGUUAAUUGCAGUGUUAAGGGUACUGCACAGAAAUGUUUUGAUGCUGAAUAGCAGUAGAUUUGAUUACAGAUUUAUUGUAAAUAAGGACACUCAUACAAUGAUUAGUUUGUAAGUUUAUUCUUGUGAGAGUGCAAGGUAACCAAAAGAGUUUGAGCUAUGGACUUAAUUGAAUGUGUUUUGUUGUUAAAAGAGAAAUGUGUGUGUCUAAAUGAAAAGAGAAGGACGUUGUUAAAUUCUGUUAAUAAAUCAGACGAGGAAGAGCCUGCAGACCUAACGCAACUCAUGUCUCCUGUCUCUGCUUUUCUGUUAAAAAAACAGUUUCAAAACAGGCCCAUCGAAGGCCUGUAACAUAAUUUUGGUGGCCCGUACGGGGAUCAGCAUGCUACGAGGGCGACUGCUGAUCCUUUAAUCAACGAACCAGAGACGGUCAUCACAGGGCAGACGUGUUGGAACAGCAGACGUGCAACUGAGGCAGCAGCGGGACCUGUGUCGAGGAGGGAAACCCCUGCUGGAGAGGUGACGUGCUGCGUGUUUGAGCUGACUGCACUGUGAGGAUUUGCUAGCCAAAGAACACACAAUGGAGGACAGUGAAAGAAAAGAACUAGCUUGGCAGAUCAGAAAGAGUCUUUAUGCACUGACAGCAGAAGAACUCUUCCAGAUUGCUACAAACAUCACACCAGUACCGGAUGUGGACCCUGCAAGUGUAAGACGUGGUGAUGAGGAAAGUUGUUUUGAUUAUAUAUGUGCUUAUCUGCGCUGUAAGACAUUGCUUGACUUAGAGGAUCAGGGGUUUUCACACCUACUGUUGUUGAAAGAUGCUAUUAUUCAUCUCAUUGAUAGUCGUAUCGCUGAAGUAUCUCACCCUAUAGUCUCAGAGGAAAAUGUUGUUACUCUCACAACACUUAAGCACCCUGAACAGAGUGAUGUACUUACCUCAGCUAGAUUGCCUCUUGAGUCUGUUAGUCCACAAGUAACAGAGUAUGAAAUGCUAAAGGCUAACUAUGAGGCACUUGGUAAAAAGUUAGCAGAUUUACAAGUGACAUCUGCAACACAAGACACACCCACCCCCACCAUUACACAGCCACUUCAGCCUCGAGCUGAGAGCGUGACAAACAGUCACUCCACCACGGACACGCGACACUCCAGGCCUGAUCACGUGGUUUCCCUAAGAGACCUGCCAUUUUUGCAACGCAGAGAGUUUAAAGUACAUGGGGGUCAGGUUGGGGACAUUGCAUCUGACAUUAGCUACCAUGGACUGUGUAAGCAGAUUGAGGAGGGGCUCAAGGUGAAGCACACAGAGGGAGAGAUCAUUCAAGGUGUGCUCCGUAUUAUCAAGCCUGGACAGUUUAAGGACAUGUUGAUCAGUAAAGAUGACUUGACCCUCAUUGAACUCAAAAGCUUGCUACGUUCACACCUGAGUGAGAAGAGUGGGAGUGAGUUAUUCCAGGAAUUGUUGAGCACUAAACAACAUGACAAUGAAACUCCCCAACAGUUCCUUUACAGGAUGAUUGGACUGAAGCAGAAAGUCAUGUUUGCAUCCAGGCAGGAUAACAUGGACGUUGCGUAUGAGACACGUACGAUCCAAAAUGUGUUUCUACGCACCAUUCAUCAAGGUCUUCUGCCAAAAUAUAGUGACAUUCGUAAUGAACUCAAGCCACUACUUUCAGACUACAGUGUGUCAGAUGAAGCCUUGAUAAGGCAAGUGAACAAAGUGUCAAGUGAAGAGAGUGAGCGACAGCGAAGACUGGGAUAUUCCAUUCGACAAAAGGUAACACAUGCUCAUACUGCUCAACUUGAACCUGCUAAAGACACUGAAAUGAUUGACUGUAAAUCUAAGAGUAAGAAUAAAGUCAUAGAAGAGCUGGCUGCAAAGGUGGAAACUCUGACCAAAGUGGUGGAGUCUCUCACAGCCAGUCAGGCUCGUGAACCCACUUGUCAGUGUGCACACCCAAAACAGAAGCCCAGACAAACUGCAAAACAGUACGGCUGUCCCAAGUGUAUUGAAAGUGGGGUUACUUCAUGCACUCAUUGUUUUAUCUGUGGAGAGACAGGUCACAGGGCAGUGGGAUGUCUCAAACGAAACCAACCCAGAAGCUCUAGUUGGCCUCCUGCUGAAAUACACACUCUCAGAACCAGUGAACAGCCAGACCCAAAAUCACCAGGUACGUGCUCAGAAGAGUUUGCUCAUGUCAGAAGUAGUUGGGCGACCCCUCCAACGAAAAAUGCAGACACAGGGGCAAGUGAGAGGGUGGCACAGCUUGUUGGAAAAAAAUGUAAAAUCAAGUGUUACAUUCAUAGCUUUGCAGUGGACUGUUUAUUGGACACAGGUGCACAAGUGAGUCUCAUUGAUCGCCAGUGGGCAAAAACCUACCUCUCUGACCACAAACUCCGGCCACUGACAGAACUUAUUGGAGAUAAGGCUCUUAGUGUGCUUGGUGUUAAUGGCCAGCCAUUACCCUACGACGGCUGGGUGGGCGUGAUGGUGAGUCUCCCAGAGAAUAGUGACCCAAACUUGACUGUACAAGUCCCCUUUUUAGUAAGCAGUGUGCCCAUGGACUGCCCCCUGAUUGGUUUCAAUGUAAUUGAACAGCUGAUACUGGGGCCAAAUGCUAGUACAAACCUCAUACCCACCAUUGUGAGCCUCCUGCGCAGCGCAAUGAACCUUCAGGAUGACACAGCGACGGCACUGGUCAACUUCAUCCAGACCAAGCUUACCAGUGAUAGCGGCGUCAGCCAGAGUGUCCUAAAAGUGGGCCUGCAUGAUGUAGUAAUCCCAGCUGGUCAAGUUAAGUAUGUCAAGUGUAAAGUUUCCUCUACAGUUGACAUGUCUAACCCCCUCGUGCUCUUUGAACCAACUGAGAGUAACCCACAACUGCAACAGCUUGAUGUCGGCAACAGCCUCCUCACAGUUUGUGACGCCAGAGUCCCAUAUGUCAAAGUACCUAUUGGCAACCACACUAAGCACGAUGUGAUCCUCACUGGCAGAGCAGCCCUGGGAACUAUUGAACCAAUAGCAGGAGUCGUACAAACAGACUUGCCAAACCUCAGUGAGCCCAAAGUGACUCAAGAUGUCGACUCUGAUGUAUCUCAAAUACCCCAGCAGUGCGGUGAAGAUCAAGCAACACAGGAAUGGGAUCCACCUGUUGAUGUUAGCCACCUGACUGAAGACCAACAAACUGUUGCCAAGAAAAUGUUAAGGGAAGAGUCAGGGGCUUUUGCACGUGAUGAGAACGACAUGGGGUGCAUUCCCAGCUUGGAAAUGACAAUAACACUCAAAGACACAACCCCAAUUCAGAAAUCAUACACCUCAAUUCCAAAACCCCUCUAUAAGGAGGUUAAAGAGUAUAUUGAGGACCUCCUAGCAAGAGGAUGGAUUGUAAAGUCUAGAUCUCCUUACUCUGCGCCAAUAGUUUGUGUCCGGAAAAAGGAUGGCUCCCUAAGGCUCUGUAUAGACUACCGUCUCCUGAACCAGCGCACAGUACCUGAUCGCCACCCAUUACCAAGAAUCCAGGACCUCAUUGACACCUUGGGAGGUUACAACUGGUUCUCCAUUUUGGACCAGGGAAAAGCCUAUCACCAAGGCUUUAUAGCAGAAGGAUCACGUCAUCUGACUGCAUUCAUCACCCCCUGGGGCCUUUAUGAAUGGGUGCGAAUUCCCUUCGGCCUUACCAACGCACCUGCUGCAUUCCAACGCAGUAUGGAAGAAAUGCUGGCUCCCCUUCGGGAUGAGUGCUGCAUCCCAUACUUGGAUGACAUCUUGUGCUUCGCCAAGACUUUUGAGGAACACGUGGAAGGGCUGAGGAAAGUCUUGGGAGCCCUGCAGAACUACGGAGUCAAACUCCGGCCAACAAAAUGUGACCUAUUUAAAAGAGAAGUGAGGUAUGUUGGGCGUUUAGUGUCAGCUGAAGGAGUACGCAUCGAUCCAAAAGAUCUCGAGGCGGUGUACGCCCUGAAAAAGGAGACACCUGCCAUAGUGGGAGAUGUGAGGAGGAUCGCUGGGUUCCUGAGUUACUAUCGCUCAUAUAUCCAGGAUUUCUCGAGAAUAGCAAAACCCAUCUAUGAGCUUUUGCAACCCAAGAAAACCAAAGAGGAGCAUCUUCUGGGGAAAGUUACAGGACAGAAGGGGAAAGGUGCACAGUUACCAUCCAAAACACCAGUUGAGUGGACCGAAAAGCACCAGGGCGCCCUGUGUAAGUUGAUCGAUAUGUUGGUAAACCCCCCUGUACUUGCCUACCCAGAUUUUGAGCUUCCCUUCGUCCUUCAUACAGACGCAUCUGAUAAAGGACUUGGAGCCGUUCUCUACCAACAUCAGAAUGGAAAGCUCAGAGUGAUUGGAUACGGCUCCCAAACACUGACACCAGCUGAAAAGAAUUACAGACUCCACUCGGGCAAGCUUGAGUUUCUCGCCCUCAAGUGGGCUGUCUGCGAGAAGUUCAGGGAUUACUUGUUCUAUGCCCCGUAUUUUACCAUCUACACCGACAACAAUCCCUUAACUUAUGUCAUGAGUACCGCCAAGUUGAAUGCGGUUGGGUUUAGAUGGGUGGGAGAGCUAUCAGAUUUCAGGUUUGAUAUAAGGUACAGACCUGGAAAAGUAAAUGUUGACGCAGACACCCUAUCGAGGAGUCCCCUUGACAUUGACAGAUACGUCGCUGAAUGUACAAAAGAGCUCUCCAAAGAAGCUGUUGCCGCUACUUGGGAGGGAUGUGGAGCAGGCAAGGAUGGAAAUGUUGCAUGGAUCGCUGCUCUGGCUCUAGCACAAGGUGACCAGCUUGAACCAGUAAUCCGAGAAAUGGUCACGCCCAUCAAUCUGGAUGAACUACAAAGGGCUCAAAGAGCAGACCCGGCGAUUGGUGAGAUCAUGAAAAUGAAAGACUCAGGUCAAAAGCUGACAGAUGACAUGAGACGGAAUGUGAGAGGUCCUGCGAGGAAAAUGAUGCAUGAGUGGACAAAGCUGAGCUUAGAAGAUGGAGUUCUGUAUCGUAAGACUGCAGAAAAGCGUCAACUAGUCUUACCAGCUAGCUUCAAAUCCGUGGUCUUGAAACAUCUGCAUGAUGACAUGGGGCAUGUCGGGGUAGAAAGAGUUCUCAGCCUAGCGAGGCAACGGUUCUACUGGCCAUACAUGAGGCGAGACAUCGAAGCCUAUGUCACCCGGCAGUGCCCGUGCAUCAAACAGAAGAAGCCGGUGACACAUGUCCGAGCUCCCAUGUCCAGCAUUACCACAAGCUCACCAAUGGAAUUGGUUUCAGUCGAUUACCUCCACUUAGAGCCAAGCAGGGGCGGAUAUCAGUACAUCCUAGUUGUGGUAGACCACUUUACUAGGUAUGCCCAGGCCUAUCCAACCCGCAACAAGAGUGGCAAAACUGCAGCUGAAAGGAUUUUCAGUGAUUAUAUCCCCAGAUUUGGCUACCCUUUAAGGCUGCACCAUGAUCAAGGACGGGAGUUCGAGAACGAGCUCUUCCGGACUCUGCAACAGUUGAGCAAUGUGGGGCACUCUCGAACAACCCCGUACCACCCUCAGGGCAACCCAGCUGAACGCUUUAAUCGUACCAUCUUGCAGAUGCUGAGGACCCUGGGUGAAGAGAAAAAAGAAAGAUGGAGAGAAUAUCUCCCACAGAUGGUUCAUGCGUACAAUUGCACGCGCCAUGAAGCAACGGGUUACUCGCCAUUCUUUCUGCUUUUUGGUCGACAUCCACGAAUGCCAGUAGACCUCCUGUUCAAGUUGGUUACUGAUGGAGAACCACAAACUGCAAGAGGUUAUGCUGAGAAAUGGAAAGAACGAAUGACUGAAGCUUACAGGAUUGCAUCUGAAAACAGCCAAAAGUCAAGUGAUCGUGGGAAGAAACACUAUGACCGGCACUUGAAAGGAGUGAUACUCCAACCUGGUGACAGAGUACUAGUGCGGAACCUGACUGAGAGGGGUGGUCCUGGCAAGUUAAGGUCCUACUGGGAGAACACCAUUUAUGUGGUGAAGGAACAGAUCAAUGACAGCCCAGUCUACAGAGUGGCCUCAGAGGCAAAUGGGAAAAGAGUGCGUGUUCUGCAUCGCAAUCUACUGCAUCUUGUCAAUGAGCUUCCUGCGGACUUGCCUGCUGUAAAUAAAGGGGACGGGCCAUCCGCCGUCAAGAAAAAGAAACCAAAACCAGCUCAAAGAGAGACAGCAUUUCAACCCCACUCUGACACAAGCUCCGAUGAUGAUGAGAGUUCAAUGUAUUAUGAGUUGAGGUAUGAUUUGAGGAGUGGAACCAAAGAGGAUGCUCUACAUACCUAUAACCAUACUGAUGGACCCUCAAGGGGAACAGCUGAGUUCAGCAGAGUGGUUAACUGUGGAGCACCUCAGCCGACAGAAGCAACAGUAUUGGGGGAACGAACAGCAACAGAUGAAUUGAGGGAAACAGGAAUAGAACAAGAUGGUGGACACCAAAGCACUGAACUUGACAAUGACAUGGGAGAGGAGGAGCAUGAGAUUGUACGGGAAUCAGGAGUCACUGAAGUGCCUUUCACAGUCGACGGAGGAGAAGUGGGACUGCCGCUUUCAGAAAGGGCACGGUAUACGCCCAAUGGUGACCCCGCCGACAAAUGAAUCAGUUCUAAGAAGGUCUACUAGAGAACGACGACCUGCUACACAUUUCACAUAUGACACCCUUGGCCAGCCCUCUCUCCGGGUGCACCCAUCAGUCAGUUGUGCUGAAGUGCACGAGUCACCAAACACGACACACUACACCAUGCCACCAUAUCCCCUGUUACCUUACUUCCCCCUAGUGCCAUAUCGCAUUCCAACAUCUCACUGUGCACACCCAGGCACCUUCCCUGUAUAUUAUAACUGCCCAAUCUAUACAUGUUAGUACACAAGGAAUGUGGGUAUGUGGGAAGGGAAUGUGAUUUGAAUUGUUUGAAUAAUGAGUAUAAUGAGUUUUAAAGGGUAAAAGGUUAAAUGUCAGGAGCCAUUUUCUUUUUGUUGGGGAGUGUGUGACACCCACAAGUGUAUGGUCACAAUAAUAAUUUUUUUUGUGAAUUGUUUUGAUGUGAAAGACCUGAUUUUAUGGUGGUAUUGCACUUGUCAUUUAGAGUUAUGGACAAUGUAAUUGCGUGGCAUUGCCACAAGGGGGAGAUAGCGCUGACUGCGAUAGGUCAUUGCAACGCUUCUGUGCCUCAGACGAGGAAGAGCCUGCAGACCUAACGCAACUGAUGUCUCCUGUCUCUGCUUUUCUGUUAAAAAUACAGGUUAGUACUUUAAGUUUGCUCACGGCAAUGUACAUAUAAAGGCAAGAAACCGUUUUCUGUCUUUGGUUAAAGACCGCAAAUGUUGUGAGAGAGUGUGUUUUCACCAACUGAGAGUAUGCUAACUAUAUCGCCAUUUGUAAUGGAAGCCGCCAUUUCACUCGUAGUCUAAAGAGGCAGCUGGUCUUAUUAUCUGUUUUAUUUUGUGGCAAAUGCAGCUCUUGGACACUUCUUUUAUCCUGACAUUAUUUGAAGUUAUAGUUUAUUAGAACCUACCCAGUUCUUAUGUGUCAAAUGUAAAUAGUCUGAUGUAUACUGUUUGUGGACGACUGUAAACUGUUUGUGAACAAUGCUAGAAUAUUUUUGUUUAUUGGUUACUAAUGUAAUAUAUUGUUUGAAUCUGUUAAAGUAUAAAGAAUAUAUAAUGGUAUAUAAGCGGGUUAAUUGCAGUGUUAAGGGUACUGCACAGAAAUGUUUUGAUGCUGAAUAGCAGUAGAUUUGAUUACAGAUUUAUUGUAAAUAAGGACACUCAUACAAUGAUUAGUUUGUAAGUUUAUUCUUGUGAGAGUGCAAGGUAACCAAAAGAGUUUGAGCUAUGGACUUAAUUGAAUGUGUUUUGUUGUUAAAAGAGAAAUGUGUGUGUCUAAAUGAAAAGAGAAGGACGUUGUUAAAUUCUGUUAAUAAAUCAGACGAGGAAGAGCCUGCAGACCUAA
This is a messenger RNA of Pelmatolapia mariae (spotted tilapia), 12873 nucleotides long. RefSeq lists its product as uncharacterized. Gene Ontology annotation, molecular function: zinc ion binding; nucleic acid binding; aspartic-type endopeptidase activity. Bases 5520 to 11522 code for a protein of 2000 amino acids. Lineage: Eukaryota; Metazoa; Chordata; Actinopteri; Cichliformes; Cichlidae. Gene Ontology annotation, biological process: proteolysis; DNA integration. The record is from RefSeq and is a predicted model, not a curated record. The transcript is spliced from 2 exons.